CUCGAACUACUUCGACCAUGGACGAAGCUGCCGAAGACGUCGAGUACAAGGACGACGAGUUUUUACCAGAUGACGUGGGUAGUUGGUUGUGUGGAUGCAGUUGGAUUUGAUGGGCGGGUGGGUUGGUGUGUAGCAUGAGGGAAGGGAAGCAAGCCGUGUCCUCAAAGGCGAAGGAGGUGGCCGCGACGACGACGAGGACGCCCACAAGGAGCAGCAACAUUCGAGCGAGAUGGACGACGCGCUCAUGAACAACCCGUCGCCGUCCAAGCGGCAAGCGGCCAUCGACGACCACCACCGCAAAACCCUUGCGGCCAAAGAACUGGAACUGCGGAAUCUGCACAAGCGCAUCAAUGUGUAUCGAAAGGCCAACGCCGCGCUGCAGAAAGAGUUGGAGGGUUUCCAUAACAACGACUGUAUGGCCCAGGUGGAGAACAAGGCGAGGGAAAAGCAGCUCCUGAUCGAACAGCUCUCGCACGAAAACAAGUACCUGGCCAACCUCCAGCGGACACAAGCCAAGCGCAUUGAGGAGCUGGAGGCGCUCAAGGAGCACUUCCCAUCCAAGCACCACUCGGUGAUGGAAGAGCUGCGCAUUUGCAAGGAAACGUACCGCAUGUACAAGGAACGCGAAAAGCUAGCGGACGACCGAUCCAACAAGUUGCACCAGCAGGUGGUGGACCUCACGGCCAAAAAUAAAGCUCUAGCUGACAAAAUCCGAUCCCACCACGGCAGCCAACUGAAUGCAGACGCGGGCCAGCCUGGCCACGACGACGACGACGAUGACGUGGCACAACUGCAGGUCCGCGUCGCGCUGUUGGAAAAGAGCAAACGCACGGAUAAAGACAAGUACGACCGCGUGAUUCAAACGUGCCAGGAACAGCUGGACGAGUGCAAGCGAGAGAUGGAGGCAUUCCAAGCCCAACUCCUCGACAAGGAAAAGCAACUUCGACUCCAAGUGGUGGAGUUGAAGAAACUCAAGCGCGAGCUGCGGGAACUGGCCAUGGACACUCGAGCCACGCAACACGUGGUGCAUAAGCUGGCUUAUCGACAGCAGCAGCAGCAGCCUGCAAGCCCCAAGAAAAUGCCGACGCCGCCCCCGUCCAUGGCCGACAAGAAACGAGCGUCCACGCAUGUGCGAAUACAGACGCAAAAGACGGCGGACCACGCUUCCUAGCUGCGCGAACGACUUCCACUAGGUAUCCAAGCUAUUAUUUAACCCCACGAACACACAGUCGGAAAGGAGUAGUAAGUUGUUUGUGUCG
This is a messenger RNA of Aphanomyces astaci, 1259 nucleotides long. RefSeq lists its product as hypothetical. The coding region runs from base 230 to 1171 and encodes 313 amino acids. The record is from RefSeq and is a predicted model, not a curated record. The transcript is spliced from 5 exons. Lineage: Eukaryota; Oomycota; Saprolegniomycetes; Saprolegniales; Verrucalvaceae.